UUCAGGCUAAUUUAUUUCGGAAUCGAAUGUUCUAUAUUUAAACAUACCACCGGGGCAUUGGUGCAGUGUAAUUUCUAUUCCCUUCAACGUGAACAGUACACUUGCUGAAGCGAAAUUUCUAACUGAUAACUAGCCACAAAUGUGAGUAACAUAUUAUCAAAGUAAAAGUGCACAAGUGUUUAGAUUGCACUUGUUAACGUAAUUAGGUAAUAUGGUACCUGUUGGUACUCUUUACUUAACUCAUACUAUAAAAUUUGUAAAUUAUCAGGUAUUACUCAGAGCUUACAAUUUAAUGUAGAAAUAAUAUACUAAAUCAAAAACUAACUUCUACCAGAACCAUGGAACACAAAGUGAUCACAGAUAUCUUAAACCUUCAUUUGGAAAGAAAUAAUCUUUCUAAGCAUGGCUCACGGAGUUGGAUUGUUGGAGAAUCUCUGGUAGGAGGACGUGGUCUUUUUGCCACAAAAGAUAUUGUGGUUGGAGAGCUCAUCUUCGUGGAUGCUCCACUGAUAGUUGGGCCUAGAACACGAGAUAAGCAUUUGCCGCUCUGCGUCGUGUGCUACAAGACUGGCUGUCCUCUAUUUCCUUGUGACAAGGGAUGCAGUCUCCCAAUCUGCUCCUCUGCCUGUGAACUAUCAACUAAACACGAUGCUGAAUGCUCUCUCCUUCGAGCAUGGAAACCCACUUGCGGUUCUUCUUGGUCUAUUGACUUACUCAGAGCAUUAGUUCCAAUCAGGGCACUUCUAUUAGGAGAUCAACAGCGAGAUCUACUUUACACUCUGCAGUGGCACUCCGGGCCUCAGCAUGGUUCAGAGAUAGAUCUUUUGAAGAGUAACAUAGAAAUUCAAAUGAAUCAAACAGAGGAAGAGUUCAUGAGACGGGUGUGUGCAGUAAUGGAUACUAAUUCGUUUGAAACAGCUGCAUUAGUUGGGGAGUCUGUCACAAGCUUACGAGGCUUAUAUCCAAUGGGUGCUUUGCAGAAUCAUUGCUGUACACCUAAUACUCGUCACUAUUACGAUUCUCAACAGAAAUUAUAUGUAGUGGCUGCUCUUCCCAUUAGGAAAAACGAAGAGAUAACUAUGACUUACACAGAUUUGUUUUGGGAUACAACAUUACGAAGACGCCAUUUAGCUGGCACUAAACAUUUCUUCUGUACAUGCAGUAGAUGCACCGAUCCGCUAGAAAAUGGAUCUUCGCUUGGAGCAUUGAGUUGUGCUCAUAAAGAGUGUCCUGGAAUUUUAGUCCCUGUUGAACCGCUUGAUACUUCAACUGUAUGGCAGUGCACAGAAUGUGGACUACGCCUGAAACAUAGACAAAUUAUUUCAAUUCGAUCAGCUCUGGGAAGUAUAGUUGAAGAACUGAUAUACAAAAGUCCUAGGCAGAUGUUGCGAUUCAUGAAAAGUGAGUUGUCGGUCUUGGUACCCACAACAAAUUACGUUGCAGUUGAUAUGAAACUCAGAAUAAUAUCUUGUCUUGGAAGAACCGAGAAGUUUUUGUGGGAAGAUUUGUCAAAGGAUGAGCUUAGAAUAAAGGAAAAAUACUGCAGGGAUUUAUUACUCUUGAUUGAGACUUUAAAAUGUGGCGAAUGUAAGAUGAAAGGCUUGAUCUCUUAUGAGUUGUACAGUACACUGAGGGAGCUUAACAAAAGGCAAUUUAAUGAACAGAACAGUAUAGAGAAGUCUGAGUCACAGUUUCAGAAGAGUGACGAAAAUAAGAACCUGCUUGAGACUGCGAUAUUGAUAUUGCAAAAUGACUUAACUGCUCCCAAAGAUUUAUUGUCUAUUGUUUCCGAUAUGACAAAAAAAUAAAUAAAAAUAAAUUA
Molecule: messenger RNA, 1822 nt
Organism: Diprion similis
Lineage: Eukaryota; Metazoa; Arthropoda; Insecta; Hymenoptera; Diprionidae
Product: SET domain-containing protein SmydA-8-like
Exons: 7
Coding region: 339-1808 (489 amino acids)
Molecular function (GO): protein binding
Source: RefSeq, a predicted model, not a curated record